GAGGACACAAUGUGAAAAAUGUGGAUGCUUUCAGGCCACCAUUAAAACUUCAUCCGGUCACGACAAUGACACUUCUGUCAUUACAUACCAGACGUAAUUACUAUAUAAAUAAGGGUUUCACUGUCUUUGAAGUUCCAUUCCCAGAAAACGGAACUGAGCGAAAGGAUAUCUGAGUUUGAAACGGCAUUUCGGUAUGGCAACGAAGAGCAAGAUUCUGUUUAUUGGAGGCACCGGAUAUAUCGGAAAGUAUAUCGUGGAAGCCAGCGCAAAAGCCGGCCAUCCGACUUUUGUACUCGUAAGAGAGUCUACUCUUUCUAACCCUGCCAAAUCCAACAUCAUCCAAAAUUUCAAGACCCUCGGCGUCAAUUUUGUUACCGGAGAAUUAUAUAAUCACAAGAGUCUGGUGAGUGCGAUUAAGCAAGUAGACGUUGUGAUAUCAACAGUGGGUCACUCUCAAUUACGUGAUCAAGAUAAGAUUAUUGCUGCAAUUAAAGAAGCUGGAAAUGUCAAGAGAUUCUUUCCUUCAGAAUUUGGUAAUGAUGUUGAUCGUGUCCAUGCUGUUGAGCCAGCAAAAACAGCAUUUGGGAUGAAGGCUAACAUCCGCCGCUCUGUAGAGAAAGAAGGAAUUCCAUACACCUAUGUAUCAUCUAAUUUCUCUUCUUGCUUUUUCCUUCCUACUCUAGCACAGCCUGGAGCCCCAUCUCCCCCAAGGGAUAAAGUGGUCAUCUUAGGAGAUGGAAAUCCAAAGGCAAUUUUUAACAAGGGAGAUGAUUUUGGAACCUAUACCAUUAAAGCAGUGGAUGAUCCCAGAACCUUGAACAAAGUCCUUUACCUCAGACCUCCUGGCAACAUUUACUCAUUCAAUGAUCUUGUGUCUCUGUGGGAGAAAAAGAUUGGCAAAACCCUUGAAAGGGUCUAUGUAUCCGAGGAGCAACUUCUGAAAAACAUUCAAGAAGCUGCGGCUCCUCUGAAUUUGUUCUUAUCUAUCUGCCACUCAGCCUUUGUAAAGGGAGACCACACCAACUUUGAGAUUGAACCAUCGUUGGGAGUCGAAGCCACAGAGCUUUAUCCUGAUGUCAAGUACACCACCGUGGAUGAGUUCCUCAAUCAGUUUGUUUGAAUCAUCCUUGUUUAUCUGCAGGAUCUCAAUAAAUAAACUAUAUAUUUUAGGCUUUAAUACUGGUUUGCUUUCCUUGCUUUUUCAUUUGUUUGAUGUGCCUAGCAACGAAUAAACUUGGUUCUGCUGUUCGUCGCAA
Messenger RNA from Mangifera indica (mango), 1256 nucleotides. Its product is annotated as phenylcoumaran benzylic ether reductase Pyrc5-like. The transcript is spliced from 5 exons. Bases 194 to 1120 code for a protein of 308 amino acids. NCBI's taxonomy places the organism in Eukaryota, Viridiplantae, Streptophyta, Magnoliopsida, Sapindales, Anacardiaceae. Gene Ontology annotation, molecular function: oxidoreductase activity. The record is from RefSeq and is a predicted model, not a curated record.